AAAUAAGCAGUUGAUUAAUGCCCAUUUUAGCUAUUAUAUUUAUAUAUUUGUAGCUUGUAACAUAUUUUCUAAAGUACGUGGGUCAAAGUAGCGGCUAAGAAAAAAUAUGGCUGCAACCCAACAAGUCCCGGCAGCAGUGCUUAGCGACGAGAACAAGGCUACUUUCGAGGAGCUAACAGCAGCCGCGAAGGAGAAAAAAGCUUUGGAGCCAAAGGUUGAUGCUAAAGAGGAAGCUAUCACUCAUGGUUUCAUUAUAAAUCGUCAUAAGAGCUAUGUAUCUUUGCAGAUACUUGAUCAACAUAACUGGUCCGGAAAUCCAGUGCCGAGCUACCCCCAAACUAUUGUAGUUAGCCAAGAUCCCAUUGAAUUCAAGCACCAAGGGCCUCUUCCAGAAGGGUCCAAGGGAGGUGUAGUUUAUGCUGAUGGUGUAGACUCCACUGCACGGAAGUGGCUCGUGGCUUUUGACCUUCUAAAAAAGAAGGUUUACGUAGAAGCUGGGCCAAUAGGACCAGUGGAUUGGAAUGUUAUUGAAGUUAGACUUGAUGCAUCCGGAAAUUCAAGUGUUUCUGUGGAUCCAAUUUUCGGAGGCAGAGCUGAAGCCGGAAACAAUGGUGAUAUAGUAGUUGCAUGGUUCUCUAAUUAGCCUACGCUACGAAUAGCUUGCUAAAAAGUUGUGUUGAUGGGAUGUAUGAACUCCGGUUUAAGGUCGUGCUGCAAGUAGGCAUAUUAUAAUAAGUUACUAGUAAUUAUUCACAAUAAAAAAGUCCUCUUGUUAUGCAGACAUAUUUGUGCUAAGAAGUGUAAUGUUAUUAAUUUAAGUAUAGUAAUUUAUGUUGGAUUGAUUCAAAGUAGUUAACUAUUUCCUAGGUGUAUGUGUUAGUUAUUAGUGCUCCAAAAUUAGUGGAAGGUGUAACUUUAGUUACAUAUUUAUUAAAUAUUACUAAAAUAAAACGUUGCUGAUGUUAUCAUUGUCUA
Molecule: messenger RNA, 975 nt
Organism: Chenopodium quinoa (quinoa)
Lineage: Eukaryota; Viridiplantae; Streptophyta; Magnoliopsida; Caryophyllales; Amaranthaceae
Product: jasmonate-induced protein homolog
Exons: 3
Coding region: 107-643 (178 amino acids)
Source: RefSeq, a predicted model, not a curated record